This is a messenger RNA of Colletotrichum siamense, 1416 nucleotides long. RefSeq lists its product as uncharacterized. The transcript has a single exon. NCBI's taxonomy places the organism in Eukaryota, Fungi, Ascomycota, Sordariomycetes, Glomerellales, Glomerellaceae. The coding region runs from base 1 to 1416 and encodes 471 amino acids. The record is from RefSeq and is a predicted model, not a curated record.
AUGGAGGAAUUUAUUGAGCUUGCAACCUGGGAUAAGCCUGAGGAGAUGUAUACUGUUGGCAAAAAGCUGACCCUAUUUCCAUACGAGCCGGUACGCCCAUAUGGCACGCCCGCGUACCAUCCACCUCGAGGCGUGCGCAACUUCGACCCCAAUGCCGACUUCGCCAAGACUCAAGCCAAGGUUCAAAUCGAGAAAAUCAUACGCGUUGGUCCCGAACGAGAGUCUCAAAUCUUCAGCUGCAAGGUACUGGAGGCACCGGUCGAAGAACGCCCAGCCUUCUACCAGUCACCUCUCAGCCUGAUCCCCAAGAACAAGGACUCCAAAGCCCGCCGCCCGCCCGUGGCUAGGAAGCUCGUCGGCAAGGUCUACGACAACACAUGGCUUCCUAGCUGCUUUGUUAGCCCUAGCCCUGAUACAGGUUACUUCAGCCGUGAGCAUGCCGCCUACGCCUACUAUCGCUGGAAUAAGAAGACGGGCUACCCGCAUACUAUGCCACAGUUCUACGGUGGCUGGGUGACGAAAGUUAAGUAUGGUACGAAUAUGAUGGGUGAACCACAAUUUAAGUACGUUGGUCUUAUCCUCAUUGAGUACAUCGACGGCCGCUCUAUUGAGGACCUAUGUUAUCGCGAAGAUAUCGAAGAAGGAUACAUUGACGAGCUCUGCCCUUAUGAAUUUUCUUUUGGCAUUUCUGGCGAGGGCAACCAGAUCAGGCGUGUUACUUUUGACGAGAAGAAUCGACAGCUUGUUAUCCAGAUAAUGCUCCACGGUAUCUGCCAAGGUUUCCAACUCGGGGUCGAGCAUCACAAUCUUUCCCCGGAGAAUGUAUUCGUUACGUUAAGGAACGGUACGCAGGACUUGGAAGAAUUACGAGUCGUGUUUCUUGAUCACGAAGAUACUCAGGUAUGGUUCGAGACAAAAUUUUCGGAACUCCCCGGGAAUUUAAGCUACUGUUUACAGAAGCUCCCUUUCCCAACCCACCCUCGGGAAAGAUGCAGCGUCAAGGGUUUGACGGAAUUUCAAGGCUGGUGGCCUCCAUCUGGACACGAUCGUCCUGCAGACGAGGUAGAAAAAGUGUUUAAGCAGUGGCUUCUAAGUGAAGCGGUCUUUGGUCCCCUUGUUGAAGCGACGGACAAGAAAGACUUGGUCAAGCCGGACAAGAUGCGGCCGUACGCCAACAAAAGGUAUUCUACCUUCGACACGCUGGACUUGAUUGGGGAGAGACAGGACGCAAUGCGAGGCGUCAUAAUUCCUCAAGUUCUCAGCCUUCUACGCAACCUUGAAGACAAAGAUUCUUUGGGGCAGGAGAUGGAGACGGCUAUUCAGAGGGCAUUGGAAAAGGUCACCUUGCAUAACACCGUCACAGGCUCGCGACACCCGCCUUCGCACCACAAACUUCGGCGAAGACGUCUUGAUUAG